AUGCCUUCCGAAGGAGAUACUUUCCUUCCUCGGAUUCAGUCCGUUUUUUAUGCAGUAUUUGACGACCAGCAAGGCCCCAAGAUCGUCUUUCAAGUGCCUGAAGGUCUUAUAGGCGUGUCAACAACAGGGCCAACAUAUGGAACAACACCAGUUUCUUCUUCGCCAACUGUGAAUGAGAGCGAUGUACCUCUUUCAAGACGUUCCAGUUCUUCGCUGAUAUCACUUGCCGGACAACGUCCAAACUCGCGGAGUCUAUCAUCGCCUCAACAUCGAUCUACUUCUUCCAAUCGAUGCCUCUUCAAUUUCGACGACAUAUCCAAAUAUGUCAUCCCUCGGAGUGACUUCUGCGGCAGACUUAUUAUCUGUUCCACGAGCAACCAUCGAAUCAUUGGCUUUCCAGUCGCUCUUAGAGGAAGAAACUAUCAACGAAAUUAUUUUCGUUAUAACCUUUGCUUUGUGUUCGAGCGGUCAGCAGAUCUUAGUUGCUAUGAGCCCGUCGUUCGUAAGGUCAGCCGUGUCUUAACAGCAUGCGAGGAAGAGUCCUUGUUUCUCUCUUCCCAACAGGCGCCACAUGCGCUGUAUGCUAUCCUGGAACAGUUAUAUGAGGACCUCAAUUCAUACUCAGAAACCUCAAUACCUAUAGACAAAUUCAACUCCAUCGAGCUGAAGAUUUUCCCUUUUUAUCCUAACCCUCCUCCUGUGAAAGAUUGGACAGUCCCUUUGGCACUGAUAAAUAUUUCUAAAAGAACGGAGGAAAACUGGGACCUGACUGUUCUGAAGGUCAUCAAAUUCAUUGACGGCGUUAACCAUGUGAGCAGGAUAGCUCAGCUUGCUGACUGCGACCUAGAGCUUACCCGACAAGCUAUUUCUCAUCUCCUGUAUUAUCAGGUUAUAAUGAUCAUCGACAUUUUCCAAUAUUCAAAUAUGUAUACUCUACGAAAGAACGUGCAAUGGCUCGCCGACGAAGCUCAUGUAAAAGAGGAAUGUGGUCCCUAUGUAACCAAACCAGGAAGACCAAUACCUGAUUGGCCAAAACUAUUGCACCUAUACUCGAGACUAAAACCUGGAAAAACGAUCUACGAAUGGAUGGACGCGUACAAGGUUCAUGAACUAGGAAUAGAUGUAAGGCGUUUCGCAAGUUUUGGUGUCAUCAAGGGAUUUUUACGGCGGGUACAUCGCUGGCCAGUUUUACUUCCCGUGGAAGCGGGGGCAGGGGCGGAAGUAUCACCGACUCGCAGGCGAAGGCAAAGUUUCUCAUCGUCAGCUAUGAUACAAGGCAAGAUCGCUUCAUCACCAGAAGAUACUCGGCGUUCAAGAGGUCAAGUACCUGAAAUAUCUGUCACUCCUAUGGGCUCGCAGACUGGGCUCAGUUCUCCACCAAAUACAAAGGACAAUAUGUUGGCUACUCAAGCAGUGCGCCGAACAAGCGCUGCCGAAACAGUCCUUGAACAACUACGGUUCAAGGCUCUUCAAAGGUCUGACUCCAGCUCGCCACUGCGCACGAGCGAAGAAAGUCAAGAAGGUCGCCUUCAGAACGGACAUCCCAUGCGCAGGCAUUCAAUAAAGCAGCAAGGUCCACCGUCCAAUCUUCCAGGUACAAUCAAUCGCAGCAACUCUUCGAAUGGCCAGGGCACGAUUAACGGCAAUCCAUCACCUCUCCCGUCCCGCCCCCGGCUAUCAAGGUCGCCUUCAGCUCCCCUUAUACCCCAAGUGCAGAGCAUAGGUACACAGCUGCCUUCGCCUGUUCCUGCUGUUCCUUAUCCCCCAGAAUUUUUGCCUUUACUCGAUGGAGAACAUCAUACUGACGAAUUGUCGACUCUUUUUGAGGCCGGAUGGCCAAAGUUGCAGCAAUGGCUAGUUGCUGCCGGAGGCGGGAAGGGAGAUGGCGAUUUUGGUAGGGUGUUGAUCAUUUAUCGAUAA
Serpula lacrymans var. lacrymans S7.9 is the source of this 1920-nucleotide messenger RNA. RefSeq lists its product as uncharacterized. Gene Ontology annotation, cellular component: vacuolar membrane; GATOR1 complex. The record is from RefSeq and is a predicted model, not a curated record. Bases 1 to 1920 code for a protein of 639 amino acids. Gene Ontology annotation, molecular function: GTPase activator activity. The transcript is spliced from 6 exons. NCBI's taxonomy places the organism in Eukaryota, Fungi, Basidiomycota, Agaricomycetes, Boletales, Serpulaceae. Gene Ontology annotation, biological process: positive regulation of autophagy; negative regulation of TORC1 signaling.